CGGAAGAUACUACUACUACUACUACUACUACUACUACUACUACUACUACUACUACUACUACUACUACUACUACUACUACUACUACUACUACUACUACUACUACUACUACUACUACUACUACUACUACUACUACUACUCACACUACUACUACUACUACUACUACUACUACUACUACUCACACUACUACUACUACUACUCACACUACUACUACUACUGAACAACUUGGGUAG
Heterobilharzia americana is the source of this 230-nucleotide messenger RNA. The record is from the annotation of a GenBank genome assembly. Lineage: Eukaryota; Metazoa; Platyhelminthes; Trematoda; Strigeidida; Schistosomatidae.